AUGAAUCUUCUUUGCGAGCAGACCUUCCUGACUUUACAUUCGAAUUCAUCCAAGGGACUGUUCUGCAUACCGAGGGUACGUCCAGUGCAGUACAGAUUCCCCAAUGAACUGCUUCCAUGGAGCAAAUUAAGAUCGAAUGCGCAGGAAACUGGUCCCUCUUCACAACUACAGACCGAAGACGAAAUCCUCCGGCUCAUAGACACCGAGGGCCCCUUUGACGGCGUGAUCGGCUACUCUGGCGGCGCUGCGCUGGCGGCACAGCUCAUCAUUCGGGACAUCCGGGAGAAUCCAUGGAAGCUGUCCCACGAGAGGGUAUUCCGGUGGGCGGUGUUCAUCAACGGCGGGACGCCGCUCGACGUGUUUCGCCUGUCAGACGUCGAGGCGAAGGAGGGCGUGAUUGAAGCGGCUGAGUCUGAACCAGUCAAAGAGGCGGCUGCCAUCUUCCUUCGGCCGUCGAAUGUGCGCGUGCGGCAGGAAACAGAUAAACAACACCCAGACUAUGACCCCACGCAGAUCAAGAAGGAUCUGAAGGCGCUGCAGACGCGGCAGCUGGUCGAUGGGCGGCUGUUCAUGACGAAUGGAGUGAUGGUAAUCACACGAUACAAUGCGGCGAUCCAAGGCAGGCUGAUUGACAUUUCCACGCUGCACGUCCGCAGCCCGACGGUCAAGAACAGACACUGGGGAUUGGAGCUGAUGGAGCUGUGCGAGCAGUCUCUUGUCAGAGAGUUCUUCCACCAGUACGACCAUGACUUUCCGCGAGGCCGGACCGAGAAUGAAGAAGAUUGCAGAGUUGAUCCGUGA
Molecule: messenger RNA, 801 nt
Organism: Rasamsonia emersonii CBS 393.64
Lineage: Eukaryota; Fungi; Ascomycota; Eurotiomycetes; Eurotiales; Trichocomaceae
Exons: 2
Coding region: 1-801 (266 amino acids)
Cellular component (GO): cytoplasm; nucleus
Source: RefSeq, a predicted model, not a curated record